GCAUCGCUCAGGCAUGUUCCGCUCAACGGUCCUCACGGCUUUGUCUGUCUCCGCAGCGGUGACCUUCGUCGCCGCCGUCUCUUCCCAGACGUACACCUGGAAGAAUGUCAAGAUCGGCGGCGGCGGUGGCUUCGUUCCUAACAUCGUCUUCAACCCGUCUCAGAAGGGCCUCGCCUUUGCUCGUACAGACAUUGGUGGAGCAUAUAAGCUGAACUCCGACGACUCUUGGACCCCUCUGCUGGACUUCGCCGACGAUGCUCGCUGGGAUUAUUGGGGUACCGAUGCGAUUGCAACGGAUCCGGUUGACCCCAACCGUCUGUAUCUGGCAACUGGCAUGUACACAAACUCGUGGGACCCCAGCAACGGGAACAUCUUGAUCUCCACUGACCAGGGGAAGACUUUCACUCCAUCGCCUCUACCGUUCAAGGUCGGAGGGAACAUGCCGGGCCGUGGUAUGGGCGAGCGCCUUGCUGUCGAUCCGAACAGCAACAAUAUCCUGUACUUCGGUGCUCGGAGCGGACACGGCUUGUGGAAGUCGACCAAUUUUGGCGCUACCUGGACUCAGGUCCAGAACUUCCCGAGUGUCGGUACUUAUGUCCCCGAUCCCACGGAUACGACUGGGUACAACAACGACAUCCAAGGACUGGCUUGGGUGACGUUCGAUUCUACUUCCGCUUCCGGCAAGAACGGCACCGCGACGCCCCGUAUAUUCGUAGGUGUUGCGAACAAGGGUACUGAUAACAUCUUCGUUUCCAACGAUGCUGGUUCGACUUGGGCCGCGGUUGCGGGGCAGAACAACACUUUCCUCCCCCACAAGGGAGUCCUUUCUGCCGCCGAGAACUCUCUUUACAUAUCGUACUCCGACGGUUCGGGCCCAUACGACGGUACCGCGGGGAGUGUCUGGAAGUACAACAUCACUGCUGGAACUUGGAAAGACGUCACUCCAGUGUCUGGAAGCGACCUCUACUUCGGUUUCGGCGGUGUUGCGGUUGAUGCCCAGCGCCCCGGCACCGUCAUGGUCGCCGCCCUCAACUCAUGGUGGCCUGAUGGGCAGAUCUUCCGUUCUGUCGACGGCGGUACUACUUGGACUGCUCUCUGGGCAUGGGGAAAUUAUCCCACGCUGUACAAGUACUACACGUACGACGAUACCCUUGCGCCUUGGAUAGGCCCCGACGAUACCAACACCGACGCUGGCACUCUCCAAAUUGGCUGGAUGAUGGAAGGCUUGUCGAUCGAUCCGUUUGACUCCAACCACUGGCUCUACGGCACUGGCGAGACUAUAUAUGGCGGCCACGACCUUCUCAAGUGGGACACCACUACGUCGCGUAACAUUACCCUCAAGUCUCUCGCUGAUGGUAUAGAGGAGACAUCAGUCCAAGGCCUGAUCUCUCCCCCAACCGGGCCUCCCCUCAUCUCAGCAAUCGGUGAUGUUGACGGCUUCGUCCAUAAUGACCUCGACACCCCUCCCGCUGUAUCGUUCUCGAACCCGUCGUACUCUAGCUCCUCGGACAUCGACUACGCUGGAAACAGUCCCACUACCAUUGUUCGCGUCGGGACCUCUACGGAUGGCUCUCAAGGAAAGCAGGUUGCUAUCUCAAACGAUUCUGGUGCUACCUGGUCCCAGGACUACGGUGCAGCUGAUGACGUCGCAGGCGGCAAGAUCGCCGUCUCCGCAAACGGCGACACCAUCCUUUGGAAGACGAGCGGAAGCGGGACUCUCGUUUCACAAUACACCAACGCCUUCACCGCUGUCGCCUCGCUUCCCACCACUGCGGUCAUUGCUUCUGACAAGAAGAACAACUCGAUCUUCUAUGGUGCCGAUGGCUCUACGUUCUACGUAUCCACCGACGGCGCGAAGACUUUCUCUAAGGCCGGGACUCUUGGCUCGUCGACCUCUCCCUUCCGCGUCAUCGUUCACCCGAAUGUCACCGGUGAUAUUUGGGUCUCCACAGACAAGGGUCUCUUCCACUCGACGGACACUGGUGCAACCUUCGCCGCCAUCUCUGGCGUCUCGCAGGCAUGGUCCAUCGCUCUCGGUGCCCCCAAGACGGUCGGUGGGUAUCCUGCCAUCUUCGCGGCGGCGAACAUCGGUGGCGUCGGAUACUUCCGCUCCGACGACGCUGGCGUGAACUGGGUGCAGAUAAACGACGCUGCUCACGGUUUCGGCUCUGCAAGUGCGAACGUCCUUGCUGCCGACCUUAGGACUUAUGGACGUGUCUACAUCGGAACGAAUGGACGCGGUAUCUUCUACGGCGAUGCCUCUGGAGCGGACCCGGCCCCAACGGCCACAGCGUCCUCGACCACGGUUGCACCAACCACGACCUCUACUGUCAAAAGCACCGCCACGCCCUCCACGACGUCCGUUGUGUCUACCACAAUUUCCGCAACGUCCUCCGCGCCGUCGUCCACGGCAACUGGAACAGCUCAGCUCUACGGACAAUGUGGCGGUAUCGGCUGGACGGGCCCGACGGUCUGCGCAACGGGAACCUGCGAGAAGCUGAACGAUUACUAUUCUCAAUGCCUGUCGUCCUAGAAGGAGAAAAUGCCAAGUUGAGCGAGUAGGAGAAUGUUCGAGUCUUGUAACAAGAUAUGAUGCAAGUCAUAUAGGGUUCAAUGCAGUCGCCUUUCUUCGUUCUUCCACUCUUCCCAGACCUCGAAGAAACGGCGCCUCUCGCCAAUCCUCACACCCCUGCAACUAGUAAGAUCCAGCUUCUCCAAGUCCUUGCAUGCAUCAAGAAGGUGGAGCAAUCCGACCUUGGUGACCCUUGUUCCUGCGAGCUCGAGGGUCUUUAAGUUGGUACAAGCCGAUAAAUAUGGUAUCGCAUUGUCAUCCACUGGAGUAUUGUUCAAGUUCAGAUAUUCUAGCCGAGGCGGUCCUUCCUCGGGUCCGUCAGGGGCUAACCCCUCCAAGUGGGACGGGCGAAGGUGAAGAAUGCCGGACAGAUUGAGAUGCGUGCACCUCCGACCCACUCUCCGGAUGAAUUGAGCAAGCGCCGCCCGGGGUCCCGGUCCAGCAUUGAAGCCAAUCCUUGUGUUCCAGACGAGACUAACACGUUCGAGUGCAUGGCAAUCUUCCAACGCAUCGGUAAUGGCGCGCAAAAUGUCGUCUGUAAUCGUUGUCCCUGACUCCUGAGAUAUCGUAGCCGUCGUAAAUUCGUUGCCUCCCAUGGCACCCAGCGAUAGGACCUUUAACCCGGGAAGACCGGUCACGAGAGAAACGAGCUCGUUGCCAGAAACGUUCGUCGAGGUGAGCACUAGCUUUUCGAGCAACUUCCCGGACGGCAGCACGGGAUGUUUGAUUGGCGUGAAGGAGAGGUCUAGACGUCGGAGAUUCGGACAAACUGCGAGUAUGGGGUUGACACUCGCAUCACCCACAGACGCCUGGCGUAGCUUGAACGAGCGUAAGUUAGGAAGCUGGAAGUCCCCGCUUGCUCUCAAGAUACUCCACAGCUUUGCGCAAGCGUGAUCCGUCCAGCUCACUAUUCCCGCAACCUUCAGUACUUCCAGAUGACUGCAGUUCUGGAGUAGAGGUGCCAAAGCCAUGGCUGGGACCGCGGUAUAAUUGACAUUCACAACCUCGAGCUGAGGACAAUGAUUUGCUGCAGAAUGCGCCGUAUCUGAUCCGACCUUCGUACACCCUCUGAGGUUCAACUUCCGCAGAGACGGGAGCUUAGCCACCACUGAUGCAAAGACGGAGUCUGCGAUUUUCGAGAACCCUGUGAGCUCAAGCUCACGGAGCCUGUCCCUAGAGGGCAUGUCCCCGAUCGCAAACAAAGUAGAACGAUUGACACCGGGAAGAUCGCCACUUAGUACGACAGAAGAUCCACGUAAGAAGUACGGAGCAAUGAGAGCAUGGGUGAGCAAUGUCGGGCAAAUCUGCCUACAUGCUGCAAACACCUUCUGUACAAGAACGUCCGGGAGUUCUCUGAGAGAGUACUUUACGUCUUCCCAUGUUUCCGGGUCACUAGACAGCUUCUGCAUGUUUCCCGCAAAGGCACGGAGGCAUAUCGUCGCUAGAGAAGGUAAAUGAUCCGCAGCGUGCGGGUUGCGAAUGGAGAAAGUAGACGUCGACGGGGCAGUAGAUUGGGAUUGGAAUGUUGGAAUGUCGUCAUCGGCUUGUGAUGCAUUCGCCUUGCUCCGUUUGGCGGGCGGUCCGCCGAUCUUUCGCGAGGAUCUUUUGCGGCCCCCCAUGCUGUUAGGAUAGAGGGAUUGUUGUGGAGGGC
Messenger RNA from Dichomitus squalens LYAD-421 SS1, 4223 nucleotides. Its product is annotated as Oligoxyloglucan reducing end-specific cellobiohydrolase. The transcript has 18 exons. Gene Ontology annotation, biological process: xyloglucan metabolic process. The coding region runs from base 14 to 2533 and encodes 839 amino acids. Gene Ontology annotation, cellular component: extracellular region. NCBI's taxonomy places the organism in Eukaryota, Fungi, Basidiomycota, Agaricomycetes, Polyporales, Polyporaceae. The record is from RefSeq and is a predicted model, not a curated record. Gene Ontology annotation, molecular function: protein binding; cellulose binding.